UCAGUUUGAUCGCCUUCGACUGUACAGUGUGCGCAUGCCUUCCGUUGGACAACCAUACGUUGUCGGCGUUCAAGGUCGCCAUCGUCGUAGCUUGUCGCCGUUCGCAGUGGUGGUGUCCACGUUUCUUCAUGGAGGCGGGAUAUCGUCGUUCUGCGUGGCGGUGUUUGUGGAGUUUUGGCGGUUGACGUGGGUUCCGGUGUCGUCGAUGGAAGAGGCGUCCGGGAUGGUUAUUGACGGCGUUGUCAGGGGUCGUGCUCUAACGACAGAUGAGAGGACGGCUAUCGCUGCGGCGGUGAAUGUCGUCCUCUAUCGUUGUGAAGUGGAAAGAACCGCGGGGAGGAUCAAAGCAGCUGCUUGCGCGCGACGGAAGGUGACGGCACUGGCGAGCAGCGGUGAAGGAUUGGACCUGGGAGCACUUUCGGACGCCGUCCUCCAGGUGUGCUACGCGUUGGGGUGUGGCGCCUUUCCGAGGGCGACUCCAAGAUGGUGGAUGAAGUGGCGGAUGGGAGGAACAUGGGAGGACCUGCGCCAAAGCGACGACGCCACCAACGACUACUUCAGAGACAAGCUCUGAAUGUCGCCACGUGUCUUCCGCGAAAUCGCGGAAACGCUUUCUCCAUACCUGCAACGGCGUGUGACGUUUUACUGAGUGCCUUUGCAGCCGGAUCA
Molecule: messenger RNA, 669 nt
Organism: Chara braunii
Lineage: Eukaryota; Viridiplantae; Streptophyta; Charophyceae; Charales; Characeae
Source: the annotation of a GenBank genome assembly